GGUAAAUAUAGCUAUUAUUUACUGUGCCAGACAAAAGUAGGCCAGCUCUUGCUAGAUCGCUGUUUGUGUGCUUGCAUUUUACUCACGGCAGUCGUUGGCUAACUGGCUUACCAAAUGGACUGGAUGACGCUCGCUAUAGGGCUGGCCCUCAUUAUUGUCAUCUACCUGUGGUUCACCCAGAGGGACGCAGGCCUUCCCCCGUACCCUGUGAGACCUCUGCCCCUGCUGGGCCACGCCCUAGCACUCCAUGCCGACCCCAGGCCGCAGUUUAAACAGUGGCACAGGGAAGUGGGGGAUAUCUACAGCCUCAAGGUGUUUGGGAAUCUGAUGGUGAUGAUCAAUGGCUACGAUCUGCUACGGGAAAUACUGGCUAAACGGGGGAAUGAGUUCUCUCUUAGACCGCCCUUCUUUUUCGAUGAGGCGACAGGUAUGCCGGGAAAAGGUGUGAUUCUUGCAUCGGGUGCAAACUGGAAAGAGCAAAGAACAGUAACUCUAUAUCUGCUUCGUGCAUUCGGCAUGGGCAAGAACGUACUGGGAGAGAAAAUCCGUGAAGAGUUAGUGCACUUUAUGGAGCGUCUAACUCUACUGAAGGAAGAGCCGACAGACCUUAGACUAAGCACCAGCAUGAUCAUCGCCAACAUCAUCUGUUCGUUUCUCAACGGGCAGAGAUACGAGUACGAUGACGUCGUUUUCCACGAGCUCAUGGAAAAGUUGAGAGUUAUCCUAGGAGGGCAGAAAACAAGCGAACUAAUUAAUGUUUUCCCAUGUUUACGUCAACUGCCCGGGGAUUUAUUCAACGCCAAAAAGCUGGAGAAAAACGCCAAAGAAAUCAUGGACCUUUUCGUGAACAAGUUUGUACAUGAGAGUCUUCAAAGAAGCAUCGGAGGAGGUUCAGAUGACAGUUUCAUCCGCGCCUACAUCGCUGAACGCGAUAGGAAAGUGGCGGCGGGGGAACAUACUUUAAUGGACGAGGAGAAUCUGGCUAAAAUAAUUCUGGAUAUUUUUCUCGCUGGUACGGAGACGACAGGGACAUCUAUUCUGUGGGCGGUUCUGUAUGCAGCCAACUAUCAGGAUAUUCAAGACAAAAUCUUUCAGGAAAUUGAAAACGAGAUCGGCACCGAACGAUCCCCUACUCUACAAGAUAAACCAAAACUUGUUUAUUUGAACGCGUUUAUAUUCGAAACUUUGAGACUGGCUAGCAUCGCCGCGCAGUCCAUUCCGCGCAUGGCGUCAGAAGAAACGACCAUACGAGGGUAUAGGAUCCCUAAAGGGGCCGUCAUUCUACAGAGUCUUGACUCAGUCCUACACGACGAGAAGGUCUGGGGUCAAGAUGUCAUGACCUUUAAACCCGAGAGAUUUUUGGACCAGAACGGAAAAUUAAAAUCAUGUGACGAAUUUAUUCCCUUUGGACUUGGUACCAGAGUUUGCCUCGGGGAGGGGAUGGCCAAGGCCAUCGAGUUUUUGCUCCUGGCCACAAUGCUGCAGAGGUUUAAGAUUGUGCCACCAGAGAACGUAACGAAAAUUCCAGAAGACUACGUGUUUGCCUUAGACGUGGGUCCAGUUCCAUUUAAAGUGAGAUUAAUGGAGCGCAGAAAACUCUAAGAAUGUAAACAGUGUACACAUAUUUCUAUGCAGAAUUUAAUUGGUUGCUAACAACAACCACACUUAUAGAAUGUUGUAGAUUCUGAUUUAUACCGGUUACACAAAUAAAAAAAUAACACAACCACACUUAUAGAUUGUUGUAGAUUCUGAUUUAUACCGGUUACACAAAUAAAAAAUAAAAUAUACAUUUUAGUUAUAAAUCAUUGUUAUCAUCUCCUUAAUACACAUGUACUUGAAGUAAAUGUGCAGGUUUUUUUUAACAAAGCGUGGCAGUGCAAUGUAUUAAGCAUUGUAUUAUUAAAUGAAACGUUCGCCAUAAGAGAUGAAUGAUGGACAAAAACUAUUUAUAAGAAUUCUAUUAAUGAGACCACAUUCUCCAGAUUUGCCGAAGACAAAGUGGCUAUACCGAGUGACUGACACACUACCUAGCGGCUUUUAUAAUAUAUAGUCAUUUAAUCAAUAUACAAGUAAAUUAGUUGUAUAGUAUUUGUAAAAAAAUUAAUAUUAUUCGUUUUAGUCUUAUUUAUUAUAUUGGUCUGGACUGUUUUAAUGUAAUAAAUAUAACUCCUCUUUACCAUUGGACUCGUGUCAUUAAUCUUACUGGUGACAUCUGUAAACUAAAACAACGUGUGAAAAACAGUUUAUCAUUAUAAAUAAAACAAGAAAAACAUUUCUUAUUAUCUCUUUUUUAAAUGUCGAAUAAAAAUAUGAUUUAAAUGUACGUCUAAAAAUCAUGAAUAAA
Messenger RNA from Physella acuta, 2344 nucleotides. RefSeq names its product cytochrome P450 2J1-like. The record is from RefSeq and is a predicted model, not a curated record. Gene Ontology annotation, molecular function: oxidoreductase activity, acting on paired donors, with incorporation or reduction of molecular oxygen, reduced flavin or flavoprotein as one donor, and incorporation of one atom of oxygen; iron ion binding; heme binding. Lineage: Eukaryota; Metazoa; Mollusca; Gastropoda; Physidae. Gene Ontology annotation, cellular component: cytoplasm; intracellular membrane-bounded organelle. Gene Ontology annotation, biological process: xenobiotic metabolic process.